This is a messenger RNA of Sorex fumeus (smoky shrew), 1105 nucleotides long. RefSeq names its product heat shock transcription factor 2 binding protein (gene HSF2BP). Gene Ontology annotation, cellular component: cytosol. Bases 101 to 1105 code for a protein of 334 amino acids. Lineage: Eukaryota; Metazoa; Chordata; Mammalia; Eulipotyphla; Soricidae. The transcript is spliced from 8 exons. The record is from RefSeq and is a predicted model, not a curated record.
CCUUGAGCCUCGCGGCUCCCCGUACCGCGCGGGGCCACGUGCCCGCCCUGCAGGGGUCAAAGGGCGUCGCGCAGGCGCAGGGAGCGCGGCGUCAGCGGCCAUGGGCGAGGCGGGCGACGCUGAGGAGGCCCGUCGGCCCGCGGGGACCAGGGAGGAGUUCGUCAAGGUGCGCAAGAAGGACCUGGAGCGCCUGACGACGGAGGUGAUGCAGAUCCGCGACUUUCUGCCGCGCAUGCUCAGUGGCGAGGUGCUGGACACGGUGCGGCGGCUGCAGGCGCUGGAGGAGAAGCUGGAAAGGAGAGAGCAAGAGUUAGAGCAACUGAGGAUGGACUGCCAGCACUUUAAGGCCCAGCUGGAGACGCUGCAGGCCGACAGCAUGAGGGAGAAGAAGGAGAAGCUGAGUCUGCAGCAGCAGCUGCACGAGGCCAGGCAGCAGCUCCUGCAGCAGGCCGAGUACUGCACUGAGAUGGGCGCGGCCGCCUGCACCCUCCUGUGGGGCGUCUCCGGCAGCGAGGAUGUUGUCAGAGCCAUCCUGGCAGGGGGUAAAGCUCCGAAAUUCUUCCGCAUCACGGGUCAGACCAUGGAGAGUUUUGUGAAGUCACUGGAUGGGGACGUCAAGGAGCUGGACUCAGACGAGAAUCAGUUUGUUUUCGCAUUGGCUGGAAUUGUGACAAAUGUUGCCGCCAUAGCCUGUGGCCGGGAGUUCCUGGUCAACUCCAGCCGCGUGCUCUUGGACACCAUACUGCAACUUCUGGGGGACUUGAAGCCCGGACAGUGCACCAAGCUCAAAGUGUUAAUGCUGAUGUCCCUGUACAAUGUGAGCAUCAACCUGAAGGGCCUCAAGUACAUCAGCGAGAGCCCAGGCUUCAUCCCUCUGCUGUGGUGGCUCCUGAGUGAUCCUGACGCUGAGGUGUGUCUGCACGUGCUGCGCCUCGUCCAGUCGGUGGUGCUGGAGCCCGACGUCUUCUCCAAGUCGGCGGCCGAGCUCUGCAGCUCUCUGCCCUUGCAGCGCAUCGUGGCCAUGACCAAGAGCCGCUCCCCACCCCUGCAGGCUGCGGCCCAGGAGCUGCUGGAGGACCUCCGCGGGCUGCGGCCAGAUGCGUAG